Messenger RNA from Silurus meridionalis, 3610 nucleotides. RefSeq names its product acyl-CoA synthetase short chain family member 2 like (gene acss2l). Gene Ontology annotation, molecular function: acetyl-CoA synthetase activity; AMP binding. The record is from RefSeq and is a predicted model, not a curated record. Bases 135 to 2159 code for a protein of 674 amino acids. NCBI's taxonomy places the organism in Eukaryota, Metazoa, Chordata, Actinopteri, Siluriformes, Siluridae. The transcript has 18 exons.
AGGACUUGACAUAGACAGCCACAAUAAACUGCUUCAUAGUUCAAGUACAGGGCAGUGCCCAGCUGUCAAUGCUUUUGAGAGUUAAAAGAACAAGACGUCUGUAGAUCUCUCUCUUCUAGAGCCAUCUGAAAAACAUGGGUGUUCUGGGGCUUCAAGACAAGGACGAGAGAGUGUACUAUCCUCCAGAGGAUCUGCAAAAGGUUGCUCAUGUGCCUGAUUUGAACUCAUAUCUUUCGAUGUACAAAAGAUCCAUUGAGGAACCUGAAGAGUUCUGGAGGGGGGUUGCUCAGGAAUUUUACUGGAAGAACCCCCCCACAGGUAAAAUGCUGCAGUAUAACUUUGAUAUGACCAAGGAGCAGGUGUACAUCAAGUUCAUGGAAGGAGCCAAGACAAAUAUGUGCUACAAUGUGCUGGACCGCAACGUGCUGGACCGGAACUUGGGCGAAAAAGUUGCGUAUUACUGGGAGGGGAACUCUCCUGAUCAUCACCUUACCAUCACAUACAGCCAGCUUCUAAAGCAGGUGUGCAGAUGUGCCAACGCUCUCAAACAACUGGGUGUUAAGAAAGGAGACAGAGUGGCCAUUUACUUGCCUAUGAUCCCUGAGCUUGUGUACACCAUGCUGGCCUGUGCUCGAAUAGGGGCAGUACAUUCGAUUGUGUUUGCAGGGUUUUCCUCCGAAUCUCUGGCUGAGAGGAUCGUGGACGCUCAGUGUAGCAUCCUGGUGACGGCAGAUGGAGUCUACAGGGGAGAGAAGCUGAUCAACCUGAAGCAGAUUUCAGACCAUGCCUUGGAGCACUGCCGAGAAAAAAGCUCCUUCACAGUCCAGAAAUGUCUUGUAGUGAAGCAUCAUGCCUUCAGGACAACCAAUUUCAGCAAUAAGCUACAGACACCCUGGAAUGCAGAGUGUGAUGUGUGGUGGGAUGACGUUGUGAACAGUGCAUCUGAGGAGUGCCAGCCUGAGUGGUUGAAUGCUGAAGACCCGCUCUUUAUUCUGUAUACCAGUGGGUCCACAGGCAAGCCCAAGGGAAUACUGCACACUAUAGCUGGCUACUUGCUCUACACAUCGCUUACAUUCAAAUAUGUCUUCGAUUAUCAUCAUGACGAUGUGUACUGGUGCACAGCAGACAUCGGCUGGAUCACAGGACAUUCCUAUAUCACAUAUGGUCCACUAGCCAAUGGGGCAACCAGUGUGCUGUUUGAAGGCAUUCCAGUCUACCCUCACGUGGGCCGGAUUUGGGAGAUCAUAGAGAAGCACAGAGUGUCUAAGUUUUAUACAGCACCCACUGCUAUCAGGCUGCUUAUGAAGUUCGGGAGUGAGCCAUUGCAAAAAUACGAUCUUUCCAGUUUGCGUAUUCUGGGGACUGUUGGUGAGCCUAUAAACCCAGAAGCCUGGCUCUGGUAUCAUGAUGUUGUGGGUCGGGGUAGAUGCCCGGUGGUCGACACCUUCUGGCAGACUGAGACGGGAGGUCAUGUUCUGACUCCAUUGCCUGCAGCGAUACCACUAAAGCCAGGAUCUGCAACGUUACCCUUUUUCGGUGUGCAGCCCACAAUCCUGAAUGAGCAUGGAGAAGAACUGGAAGGAGAGGCAGAGGGCUACCUGGUUUUCCGGAAACCCUGGCCAGGCAUCAUGCGGGGCAUCUAUCAAAAUCAAGAACGAUUCCAGAACACUUACUUCAAAAAGUUUCCAGGGUUUUAUGUGACAGGAGAUGGAUGCAGGAGGGACAAAGAUGGCUACUACUGGAUCACAGGCAGAAUAGAUGACAUGCUCAAUGUCUCAGGUCAUUUGCUGAGCACAGCCGAGGUGGAGGCAGCAUUAACAGAACACCCAGCUGUGGCUGAAGCAGCUGUGGUCAGCUGUCCUCACACCAUUAAGGGCGAGUGUCUCUACUGCUUUGUCACGCUGAAGGACAGCCAGGAAUUCAACCACGCUUUCAAGGAGGACCUCAAGAGGAAAGUGAGAGAGAAGAUUGGCCCGAUAGCAACUCCAGAUUUCAUCCAGAAUGCCCCAGGUCUUCCCAAAACCCGCUCAGGGAAGAUCAUGCGGCGUGUCCUGAGGCAGAUCGCCCGCAAUGAGAAAGACCUGGGUGACCUUUCCACUCUGGCAGACCCCAAAGUGGUGGAAGUGCUCUUUAGUCAGAGGUGUGAAGCAGCAGCGUGAGAGCAUCAAGCAAUUCCUCAUGCAACUGGCAUUGGAACAGUUUCAAUAAUAAUAAUAAUAAUAAUAAUAGUAAUAAUAAUGAUUAUAAAAACAUUCACAUUGGCCUGUUGUGGGUUAGCUGAUCCUAAAUUGGAAGCUGAGGGACAUCACCUUAUUUGUGAUAGAUUUUAGUUUUUCUUCCGACCUCGAUCUUCUAAUUAGUACACAAGGAAACACAUUGGAUUGAAUUGCAGUAGAGUCUAAAAUAGCUGUUUGUGUAUUACAUUAUCUCAAAAAGAUACUCAAACAGAGAGGUCAUUUUAUAUCCCUUUCCAUUGCUUCAGAAUAUGGCCCUACUUCUUUGGCUGAGGUGGGUGUGGUAGCACAGUGGUUAAGGCAUUGGACUUUUGAUCGGAAGGUCACAGGUUCAAAUCAAAGAAAGGCACUUAACCCUCCAUUGCUCAGUUGUAAGUCGCUCUAAAUAAGGGUGUCUGCCAAAUACCAUAAAUGGUUGAGGUUGUCUAUUAAAAAACAACUUUUUUAUGUUGUGCCCACUGUGUGUCACCACUGCACACUGUACUGUAAUCACGAAUGCUGCAACGAUAUAGAGCUUAAAUGUGUCAUUUUCCCAGCCAAUAAUCAGCAGAGAAAAAUUCCUAGGUGGUGUUAAUUCUUACACUGACUUCAUACAGCUUAUUGUGUUUCCACCCUUCAAUAAGAGACUUUCAGUGUUCUCAGAUCAGCUGUUAUCUGUUAUGAGUGUUUUUUGAUUGACAUGACUAUAAUUAGAUACUUAGUUCAUGAUAAAAUCACAGAACAACACUGAAGUCCAGUAUCAACUCAAAAUAUAUUUGGAUUUAUUUCCAGGCCAAAAAAAAGGUAAGCAUAAGCCAGUAACAAUGAAACUAGCCAUUUCUAUUUUAUAAUAUAUAUUGCAAGAUGCACUUUGGUAUCUCUAAUGCACAAUUAUUCUUAUAGGUCUAAAGUUUUAGAAUCACUUUAAAACAUUUUAAUAUCCAGUUACAAUAUAAUAUCUAUUAAAUAUAAAUGUAUAUGAAUUUUUUAAUUAAAACACAAUAUACAUUACAAUAUGUUUAUAAUUUAUCGAUUCAGAUAAAAUGUAAACAGGUGAUUGAAUAUAGUAAUGAAUGCUGAUUUGCACAAACAGUGAACAACUGUACAAAUGAUAUUACUAAUAUUACUAUGCGUUCAUGAUCUAAAAUGUCUUUGUUCAUUCUGUAAUCGAGUUGAAGGUUCAAGUUUUUUCCAGACUACCUUUCAUUCAUAAUCUUCACUGACAUAACUCGAGGUUUUCUGUUAAUCUUCCUUUCUGUUACUGAAUCUUGAUUAAAAGAUUUCUCUAAUUUCUACCAAGGCUCUGAAACAUCAGACCUGUCUUCAUACAGUGUGUAUCUCUUAGUGUGUGGGAAUAUCUUCUGUUUGAAUAAAUUCCAUUGAAUUGUUUUUUGAAA